CUCACCCUCUUUUGUAUAUUUCAAUAUCCACAAAAGAGACCUCGUCUCUCAUUCUUCCCUUCUCUUCUGGAAUCAAUUGUUUCCCAUUUUCCGGCAACUGAACAGCCUCACGAAUAUGCCUGGUCUAGACAUGGAACCCUUCGUUACCGAUGAUACUCGAAUCCUGGGUCAGGAUCCCCUGAUUCCACCCCAAUUAUUGCUCUCCGAGAUCCCAAUUACGGAUGCCUCCCUCAAGACCGUAGUUCAAGGUCGUAAAGAUGCCAUCGAGAUUAUCAUGGGCAGAUCUGACCGCCUCCUGGUCGUCUGCGGUCCCUGCUCUCUCCACGACCCAGCCACUGCUAUCGAGUAUGCCUCUCGAUUAAAGAAACUUUCAGAGAAGCUCUCGGACGACCUCUGCAUCAUCAUGCGUGCCUACCUUGAGAAGCCCCGCACGACUGUCGGCUGGAAGGGUUUGAUCAACGACCCUGACAUCGAUGAGUCUUUCAAGAUCAACAAAGGAUUAAGGAUCAGCCGUCAACUUUUCUGCGACCUCACCACCAGCGGCAUGCCAAUUGCCUCGGAAAUGCUGGACACGAUCUCCCCUCAAUUCCUCGCAGACCUCAUCUCUCUCGGUGCUAUUGGUGCCAGAACCACUGAGUCCCAAUUGCAUCGCGAGCUUGCCUCCGGUCUUUCUUUCCCAGUCGGAUUCAAGAACGGUACAGAUGGUAGCUUGACAGUUGCAAUUGAUGCCAUUGGCUCUGCUGCUUCAAAGCACCACUUCAUGGGUGUCACGAAACAAGGUCUGGCAGCAAUCACCCGGACGAGCGGCAAUGAACAUGGUUUCGUCAUUCUGCGUGGCGGUACCAAAGGUACAAACUACGAUGCAGAGAGCGUCAAGAUUACCAAGGAGACCCUGCAGAAGAAGGGUCAGAAGCAAGCCAUCAUGAUCGACUGCUCACAUGGCAAUUCGAACAAGGAUCAUCGCAACCAGCCAAAGGUUGCAAAAGUGAUCGGCGAGCAACUUCGUGCCGGUGAAACUUCUAUCAUCGGUGUUAUGAUCGAGUCCAACAUCAACGAGGGCAACCAAAAGGUACCACCUGAGGGACCUUCAGGUUUGAAGAAGGGGGUCAGCAUUACCGAUGCCUGCAUCAACUGGGAGACUACGGUUGAGGUUCUUGAGGGUUUGGCAGAAUCGGUAAGAGAGAGGCGCAAGGUGAUUGCCGCCAAUGGCAACAGCAAUUAAGCUGGGUUUGGGAAGUACGAUUGGAUGGAUGUGUGGUUCUGGGAGGGUCAUCGCGCGGCGUUUGGAGGACUUUCACUUUGAAAUACAUUAGAACAAUUUUUGCGUGUGGGGUUUGAACAGAUGAACUCUGCCGCAUUUGGAAGAC
Molecule: messenger RNA, 1367 nt
Organism: Amorphotheca resinae ATCC 22711
Lineage: Eukaryota; Fungi; Ascomycota; Leotiomycetes; Helotiales; Amorphothecaceae
Exons: 3
Coding region: 116-1222 (368 amino acids)
Biological process (GO): aromatic amino acid biosynthetic process
Cellular component (GO): cytoplasm
Molecular function (GO): 3-deoxy-7-phosphoheptulonate synthase activity
Source: RefSeq, a predicted model, not a curated record